AAGAUCGAUAAGGAUGAACGAUGAUAAAGUCAAAUGAAACGGCCAGAGAGAAAAAAGAGAAGAAAUAAUAAAACGUCGGCGAAUGAGUUCAUAGAGACGUCGUUGGCGCACCUGUGUGCAUGCAACUUUGUGGAUUGGGUGAAUUUGAUUUUCAGGAAAAAGAAAAAAGGAUUCGAUUCGUGUUCAUUCAAAGAAAAAUGAAGUUUCUGAUUCUCGUUUGCUGCCUCCUUUCAUGCGCUGCAGGUAAGUCCCUGUUCCCGCGACUGCCAUUGUUGUUGAGGACCGAACAGCCGUCACUCCUCGGCGGAGAAAAAAUCGUCGGCGGCACCCAGGCCACUCCCAAUGAAUUCCCCUGGCAAAUAUCUCUCCAGAGACGCGGCGCUUUCUCGUCCUAUUCCCACAGUUGCGGAGGAUCCGUCUACAAUAAUUAUUACAUCAUUGACGCCUCUCAUUGCGUGGACGGGGUCACCGAUCUGAGCACAUUGCGGGUAGUUGCCGGCGAACACAGUUUGGCACAGAAUUCCGGAUACGAACAGACCCGUUCUGUGUCGUCGAUUAAAAUGCACGUCAACUACAAUUCAGAUACAUUUGAAAACGAUAUCGCCCUCCUCAAAUUGAGUUCGCCGCUUGAUUUCUCAACCGGCAAAGUCGGGCCGAUCAAUCUGCCGGCCCAGGGAGCGACUAUCGAAACCGGAACAACAUGUCUGGUUACCGGAUGGGGCACCACGAUCGCUGGCGGUGGGGGUUCAGUCUCGGACGUGUUGCGCAAAGUGGCCGUGCCCAUCGUUUCCAACAGCGAUUGCAACUCCAUGUACGGAGGCAAUUACAUUUUGUCGUCCAUGUUGUGCGCUGGAUUCGUAGCCGGUGGAGCCGAUUCUUGCCAAGGGGAUUCGGGAGGACCCUUGGUCACGUUGAAUCCUAACGUCCUAGUCGGUGUCGUCUCUUGGGGAAACGGGUGCGCUGAUCCAGGAUAUCCGGGAGUCUACACGAGAGUUGCGUCAUUUACUAACUGGAUCAAGACUAACGCUGUAUAAAUUCCGGACAAAAGUCCACACCAACGAACGUUAUCAGAUUUUUGAAAUCCCUGUAGAAAUGGACGAGAAGUUUCCCAUUCGAUUAUCGGCGCUUUCUUUAAGAAUUAAUUUCAUUGCUCUUA
Messenger RNA from Daphnia pulex (common water flea), 1156 nucleotides. Its product is annotated as trypsin-1-like. Bases 120 to 1034 code for a protein of 304 amino acids. NCBI's taxonomy places the organism in Eukaryota, Metazoa, Arthropoda, Branchiopoda, Diplostraca, Daphniidae. The transcript has 9 exons. Gene Ontology annotation, biological process: proteolysis. Gene Ontology annotation, molecular function: serine-type endopeptidase activity. The record is from RefSeq and is a predicted model, not a curated record.